GCGAUGCAACUGCUUGGAAACAUGGCGUUCGCAGCGCCCGUUAUAUGACUGCGCCUACAGACGCCCGCGUAGCUCUGCUAACUCUGUGCGCGACCAAACACUGCGCUGCGAGCUGCACCUUGCCAUUCCGUGUCUCGCACACUUGCAUCGUGCGCGCCUACAACUCAACCGCAAGCCGCCCUUCGCUGCACCUUCGCACCCACCACUCGCUAUGGCCGACGUAAGCCGCAAACGCGCGCUGGACGGCGACGCUGCGCAUCGCCCCUACAAAAAACCAAAGACCUCCGAGCUUCCCCUAGAGCAGUCCAAGCGCGCUGCCAUCGACCAACUCGUGCACACCUUCCGCAAGAAGGGCGAGUUCGACAGUAUUCGCAAUGCCGUUCGCGCGCAGUUUGAGGCCAGCCCGGCGAAAGCCAACCUCCUGGAAUCUCUCGCAGACCUGGUCGAUCGCGAAACCGAUAAGAAUCCCUCGUUGCUGUCAAGAGAUCCGAACAUGGCAGCGGGACUAAUCGAAGGCGCCGGAGAGCGCAGCGACAUAUACAAAGCAGCACGCGACGCCAUCGAAGAAAUGGUCAACAACCUCAUAGAAUCCCAAGGCCGCGACAAGAUGCGCGAGUAUCGUGUCGCUGAAGUCGGCGAAGAAGUUGCUGCCGAGGAAGAGCAGCGGGGGAGCAAGAGCGAGGAGGAGUGGGCUCGUGAGGCAGAGCAGAGGCGAAGCGAGCGCGAAGCUGUGAGGGAGAAGGAGAUGGAGGAGGAGCGCGCGCGUGAGAAGGAAGAGAAGGCGAGGAAAGAGGAGCGCCGUCGUCGCGAGCGGGAAGAGGACGAGGCUCGUGCAAAAGAACGCCAAGAACGUGCGGAGAAGAGGCGCCAGGAGGAAGAGGAGCGUCGACGCCUAGACCGCGAGCGCAUUGAACGUGAGAAGGAAGAAGAGAAGCAAAACAGGGAGAAGGAGGAAGCCGAGCGUGCUGCCCGCCUUAAGAGGAUCCGGGAGGAGGACCGAGAACGCGAACGGAAGUUCGAGGAGGAACGGCAACGCGAGCGCGAACGAGAGCGCGAACGAGAGCGCGACCGCGACCGGGACCGGGACCGCCGUCGUGAUAGCCGACGCGAGCACCGCCGCGGCAGUCGAGCACGCAGCAGGACUCCCGAUCGGCGUAGAGACCGCUCGAGGGAUCGCGAUGACGACCGCGCGAGGACCAGACGAAGGUCGCGCACAAGGUCACCCGAGCCUAUCAAAGAUGUCAAACUAGAGGACGUCAAAGUCGAGGUUGACGAUGAUUUGGCUCUCAAAGCUUUGCUCCAGGAAACUGAGGAAAUGAAGAAAUCCAAGUCCCGUGGCCCUUUUCUCUCCCGCCGUUCGGUAUCACUUGAGCCUCCACUACGGAAAGCACGCCCACCAAAGUCGUUGGUGCCCGAGGACCCAAUCGCCGCUAGGCUGGCCGCGAUCGAAGCUCUACCGACUACUCCGAAAGACCACGGUACUCCUAUGGAGGAAGGACUCAUUCUCAAGUCAACCGAGUCGGAAGCCAAAUCACGAUGGGACCGACCACCUGAUAGCAAGCACGACAAAUACCGGGGCCGCUCGCGCUCUCGCAGCAUCGCUCGUAGUGUGAGCAUACGCAAGCACAGCCGAAGUCGCUCACGCGGAAGCCGUGUCGACAGACGCGCCUCCCUCAUUGAGGACGAUCGCCGCUCAAAACGCGAUGACGACAAACGUUCCUCCCGACCCCGCGACGACAGCAGACGCCGUGGCAGAGACGACCAUGACGACCGGCGCUCCCGCCGGCCCCGAAGCCCCUCCCGAGAAACAUACUCCAGCCGCCGCAAGUCCCGCCGUAGCCCCUCCCCCGACGACCGCCGCAAAGACCGCCCAAGAUCUCGCUCCCGCUCCCGCUCUCGCUCCCGUGGCGCCGCACGAACCCGCGAUCGCUCGCCCGCCCGGCGCCGCGGCGGUACCCGCUCUCGCAGCCCUGACAGAGACCGAGGAAACGACCGCUGGGCACCCGGUGAUGGUCGCAGACGCGACGACAGUCGCGACAGGAACGAUCGCGAUCGCACGGAUGACAGGCGACCGCGCCGGGACGACAGAAACUUCCGCAGAAAAGACUACGAUCGGUACGAUGGGAAUCGGGAGGGGAGGACACGCCUGCAGGAGUCGGAUAGGUACCUUCCUGGGCGGGAGGCCGCGGGGGAUGACCGCGGCAAAGAGCGUGAACGGAGUCGUGAUCGUGAUCGUGAUCGUGAUCGUGGGGGGAGGAGGAGGGACAGAACGAGAAGUCGGAGUCGCACCAGGAGUCGCACCAGGCGCCGUUAGGAGCGGGGCCACCAUGGACGAGAUCGCGGAGACGGAAGAAGGGGAGAUCGAUGACCGGUCAAAUUCGAGUAACGUGGGAGAGACGGGAGGAGGUGAGGUGAGGUUUGUAACGCCGUUUCCGAGUGGAAUGAAAUGAACAGGCAUUUGUGAGAUCAUCAGGGAAGAGGGCUAGAGCGAUCUCCCGAUUCGCCUGCUUCAGUGUGGGCGAUUUUACACAAUCUCUUGCCUCUCAAUCGACGCGUGUAGCGUU
Molecule: messenger RNA, 2564 nt
Organism: Paraphaeosphaeria sporulosa
Lineage: Eukaryota; Fungi; Ascomycota; Dothideomycetes; Pleosporales; Didymosphaeriaceae
Exons: 4
Coding region: 212-2314 (700 amino acids)
Source: RefSeq, a predicted model, not a curated record